This is a messenger RNA of Drosophila busckii, 1026 nucleotides long. RefSeq names its product phospholipase A1 VesT1.02-like. The coding region runs from base 1 to 972 and encodes 323 amino acids. NCBI's taxonomy places the organism in Eukaryota, Metazoa, Arthropoda, Insecta, Diptera, Drosophilidae. Gene Ontology annotation, biological process: lipid metabolic process. The transcript has a single exon. Gene Ontology annotation, molecular function: lipase activity. The record is from RefSeq and is a predicted model, not a curated record.
AUGAGAGUUUUGUUUGCAUUGCAGUUAGUUGUCCUGGCUGUGUGGGCACAGCCCGUUGAGCUGGGCUGGCACCUGCCCAAUGGCACUUGGAUAAGCGUGCAGCAGGUCGAGCAAUUAGCUGAUACUCCAACGCAGGUUGGCUUCUUUUUAUAUACGCAAGCUAAUUCACAGACUGCUCAGCAUAUUGUGGCCAAUGAUGCGUCUAUUCAAAGCUCACACUUCAAGGCAGCGCGUGCCACAAAGUUUGUUAUACACGGCUGGAAGGGCAGCUACAAGGAUGAAAUGAACAAAUGGAUAACGCAGGCUUGGCUCAAGCGUGGCGACUUUAAUAUCAUUGUAGUCGACUGGGCAGCCUCGCGCACUGAAAACUAUGUAAGUGCAGCCAAGGCUGUGGGCAAUGCUGGCGCCGCAGUGGGUCAGAUGAUACUGCAUUUGCAUGAGCAGCACCAGAUGCCGCUGCAUAACUUGGACGUCAUUGGACACAGCUUGGGUGCGCAUGUUGCGGGCUUCGCUGGCAAGACAGUCGCUCAGAGCGGGCAGCAGGUGCACACUAUUGUUGGCUUGGAUGCAGCCAUGCCGCUGUUCAGCUAUUCGAAGCCCGCCAAGCGCUUGGCCAGCACAGAUGCGCACUAUGUGGAGUCCAUACAGACCAAUGGCGGCAAGCUGGGCUUCGUCAAGCCCAUUGGCAAGGGCACCUUUUAUCCCAAUGGCGGCAAGGAACAGCCUGGCUGUGGCUCUGACUUGGACGGUCUUUGUGCUCACACGCGCUCCGUUGUCUACUAUGUCGAAGCUGUGCAGCAGGACAACUUUGGCAGCAUCAAGUGCAGCGACUAUGAGGCGGCGGUUGCUCAGGAAUGCGGCAGCACUUUCAGCAGCGUUCGCAUGGGAGCCGUAACCAAUGCUUACAUGGUCAAUGGCGAUUUUUAUGUGCCGCUACACACUGAAGCGCCUUAUGGCGUAUUAGAGCACUAAGACAAAUCAAUUUAAAAUUUGCGCUGCUAUCAAUAAAUUGAUUGCAAUAAUAGA